Messenger RNA from Striga asiatica, 684 nucleotides. The record is from the annotation of a GenBank genome assembly. Lineage: Eukaryota; Viridiplantae; Streptophyta; Magnoliopsida; Lamiales; Orobanchaceae.
AUGGACUAUUCGUGUAGCCAGGAAACUGGGAGACCUUCCUCCUCCCAAUCAACGAGACGACAUACUUGGAGUCGGGCUGAGGAGUCUUCCCUAGUGGAUAUUUUGAAAGACAUGGUGAACGAGAGUUGGAAGGCAGAUAAUGGGUUUAGGCAAGGCUACAAUUUUGAGAUUGACAGAAGAUUGAAGUUGAAAUUCCCAGAUUGUACCCUUCGUGCAGACCCCUACAUAAGCUCAAAAAUACAUGUGUGGAGAAAGAACUACAUGAGUGUGUCACUCAUCAAAGGUCCUAACCGCUCUAAUGGAAGCCCAUGCGUUGGGAUGGGUAACACCUCUGCUACAGUGUCUGAGUCUGGUUCAAGGGCAGGUAAGAGAAAGAAAGGGAGAAAAAGGAAAGAAGAGAGGCAGUGGGAGGAGCGUUUUCUAGAUAUAAUGCAAUCAUUUUCUCAGGGUACAAAGGACAGCUUGAAUGGCAUUGCAUCGAGGCUUGGGUUUGAGCAUGAUGUCAAGAAGAAAAGGAAUGAAGUGUUUGAUUCAUUGUCUACCAUGCAUUUCCUUUCAACUGAGGAUAAAAUGGUUAUUACCAUGCGUUUAUGCAAGAACCCACAUGAGCUCUCGAUGUUUUUCAACCUCACCACGGACAAUAAAGCUGUCAUGGUGAAAAUGAUGCAAGAAGGACGUUUGUAG